UGUCCAUUUCUCUUUAUUACUACUGGCCGACUCAGAUUAAAUCUGAGGUUUGUAACAUCAACAGUGAGGACAAACCCAGCCUGCCUCUCUCCUUCCACACUGAGUCCAAACCUACAGUCACUGGGUCCUGAUUGUGACAGUGGAGCCCAGUUUGCACUGCAGGAUCCAGAGAUGGCAUCAGUGAAGCUGGAAGACUGCAGUCAAACACUGGAGCUGAAUGUCAACAUUAAAGAUGAAGAAGAGGAGGAGAAGAUUGGGACAUCUGUUAGUCAUGGAGACCAUGUUGAGACAUUCUCUACAUCCAGAGAGCAACAGCAGGAAGAUCACAGAGCUAAGAGGUCUCACCUCUGCCCACAUUGUGGGGAGAUUUUCCCAAUUCUAUCAAAACUAGAAAUGCACCUGAAAAUACACACAGGAGAGAGUCUGUAUUCCUGUACUGACUGUGGAAAAAGCUUCAAAACAUCAAGGUCUCUGACAGUUCAUCAGAGAACACACACAGGAAAGACGCCUUUCUCCUGCUCGGAAUGUGGAAAAAGUUUCUCUCAACAGAGCAAUUUAAAAACACACCAACGUAUACAUAAAGGAGAGAAGCCUUACUCCUGCUCUGACUGUGGGGUCAGUUUCUCUGGAUUGGAUACCUUAAAAACACACAAACGUAUACAUACAGGAGAAAAGCCAUAUUCCUGCUCUGACUGUGGGAAGACAUUUUCUCAACUGGUCCAUUUAAAUGCACACCGACGUAUACAUACAGGAGAGAAGCCUUACUUCUGCUCUGACUGUGGAAAGAGUUUCUCUCAACAGAGCAGCUUAAAAUCACACCAGCGUACGCAUACAGGAGAGAAGCCGUACUCCUGCUCUGACUGUGGGAAGUGCUUCACAACAUCAUCUGCAAUAAACGUUCAUCAGAGAACACACACAGGAGAGAAGCCUUACUUCUGCUCUGACUGUGGAAGGAGUUUUUCCCGGUUGAAUACCUUAAACUGUCACCAGCUAAUACAUACAGGACAGAAGCCUUACUUCUGCUCUGACUGUGGGAAGAAUUUCUCUCUACAGAGCAGCUUAAAAUCACACCAACCUAUACAUACAGGAGAGAAGCCUUAUUCCUGCUCUGACUGUGGAAAGUGUUUCUCUCGACAGGGCAGCUUAAAAUCGCACCAACGGAUACACACAAUAGAGAAGCCUUUUUCAGAAUAAAACCUUAAAGUAUCCUCCUUUUUAAAUUAAGUCUUACAGAGUUGGCUACAAUGUCAUCCUCCAGACAAGGCAGAUCUCAUAUUACAGCAAAUAAUAUGGCUCAGCUCCAAUGUACUGAUAGAUAAAACAAGAAAACUUGUAUUGUAAAAAAAAGUGUGUAUAAUAUCUAUGAAGGACAUACAUUUUCAACAUUUUACAACACACAACAUUUUCAGACAAGAUAGAAAGGCCAAAGAGGGUGGUGUUGCAAUCUACUGAUGGACAGAACUCUGCAGGCUAACUAUCCAGGUCUGU
Messenger RNA from Oncorhynchus tshawytscha (Chinook salmon), 1488 nucleotides. RefSeq names its product gastrula zinc finger protein XlCGF17.1-like. The coding region runs from base 172 to 1194 and encodes 340 amino acids. Lineage: Eukaryota; Metazoa; Chordata; Actinopteri; Salmoniformes; Salmonidae. The transcript has 2 exons. The record is from RefSeq and is a predicted model, not a curated record.